UCUUCCCCUCCCUUCCCUCCCCUUCCCCCCCUCCUCCUUCCCCCUCCCCCCCCCCCGGUACCGACUCACUGUACCCAGGCUGCCACCCUCUCCACCUGUAUAUACAGAGGGAGCGGCAACGGCAUCUUGGCUGCUGCCCCCCCUUUCCCGCUCCGAGUGUGUCUCGGAACCGGUUCGGCUCGUCCCGGGUUGAUGUUGUGAAGCAGGCUUAGGGGGAAGGGAUUUGUCUUGGCCGCUCGCCCCCUGCUCUACAUGUUCGCUGUACUGAGGAGGAGACGGAAGAGGAGCCAGCCCCCCUCCCGGCCUGGAUUAUUGUUGUUACAUUAUCUUCCCUUCUCCUCCUCUUGCUCCGCAGCGGCCUAGCAGUGGCAGCAGCUCCUCUGAGGAGGAAGGGAGCGAAUUUCUUUCCCCCUCUCUUGGAUUCUCGUUGGAUUCAAACGCCGAUUUGCUCAGUGCUUGGGAGAUGGGAAGUAAUGAUAGCUGGCACCUGAAUUAAAAUUUCUGUGUAGGCGCUACCAUCCCAGAACUUCAGGAUGAAUGGGGAUAUGCCUCAUGUUCCCAUCACUACUCUUGCAGGGAUUGCUAGUCUUACAGACCUUUUGAACCAGCUGCCUCUUCCAUCACCCUUACCUGCUACAACAACAAAAAGCCUGCUUUUCAAUGGGCGAAUAGCUGAAGAGGUGAACUGCCUUCUGGCUUGCAGGGAUGAAAAUCUGGUUUCACAGCUCGUCCACAGUCUCAAUCAGGUGUCAACAGAUCACAUAGAACUGAAAGAUAACCUUGGCAGUGAUGAUCCAGAGGGAGAUAUACCAGUCUUGCUUCAGGCUAUCCUGGCAAGGAAUCCUAAUGUUUUCAGGGAGAAAAGCAUGCAAAACAGAUACGGGGCACAAAGUGGGAUGAUGAUGACGCAGUUCAAUAUUUCUCAGAAUUCCAUGCGAGGUAGUCCUGCAUCUUCCAAUUAUCAACAAACUACUAUCUCACAUAGCCCUUCCAGCCGGUUUGUGCCACCACAGACAAGCUCUGGUAACAGAUUUUUGGCACAACAAAACAGUCCAGUGCCUAGUCCAUAUGCUCCUCAAAGUCCUGCAGGAUACAUGCCAUAUUCACAUCCUCCAAAUUACGCACCACAUCCUCAGAUGCAGCAAGCUUCAGUGUCCAAUCCCAUUGUCACAGCUGGGAUGAGGAAUCUCCAUGAAAACAAAGUUUCAAGUCAGUUGUCUGGAAAUUCAGCUAAUCAUCAUGCUGAUAAUUCUAGACAUGGCUCAAAUGAAGACUACCUACAGAUGGUGCACAGGCUAAGUAGUGAUGAUGGUGAUCCUUCAAUAAGGAAUGCUGCAUCUUUUUCCUUGAGGUCACCACAGUCAGUCUGCUCUCCAGCAGGAAGUGACGGAACCCUUAAAGGAUCAAGACAACCUUUAAUCCAACAAUCUCAGCCUCCACCUUAUUCAUCACCUAGAGAUGUUCCCCCAGACAUAUUGUUAGAUUCUCCAGACAAAAAGCAAAAGAAACAAAAGAAAAUGAAGUUAGGCAAGGAUGAAAAAGACCAGACUGAAAAAGCUGCAAUGUAUGAUAUCAUUAGUUCUCCUUCCAAGGACUCCACUAAGCUUACAUUAAGACUCUCUCGUGUAAGAUCUUCGGAUAUGGACCAGCAGGAUGAUAUGCUUUCUGGUUUGGAAAACAGCAGUUUUUCAGAGAGUGAUAAUCCCUUUAACGUGCAGUACCCAGGACAGACUUCUAAAACACCCAUUACUCCACAGGAUGUUAACCGCCCACUAAAUGCUGUUCAGUGUUUGCCGCAGCAUGAACAGACAGCUUUCCUUCAGGCACAACAAGUGCCUGUUUUACAACAGAACACUUCAGUUGCUGCAAAACACCCUCAAACUCCUGUGGUACAGACACAGCAACAGGUUUCGCAACAAGGAACUAUAACGUCAUAUGAUGAAGUAGAAUUGGAUGCAUUGGCUGAAAUUGAGCGGAUAGAACGUGAAUCGGCUAUUGAAAGGGAGCGAUUUUCAAAAGAAGUGCAAGAUAAAGUUUAUACUACGUCUACAAAUUGA
This is a messenger RNA of Calypte anna (Anna's hummingbird), 2057 nucleotides long. RefSeq names its product nipped-B-like protein. Gene Ontology annotation, molecular function: chromatin binding. The transcript has 10 exons. Gene Ontology annotation, cellular component: Scc2-Scc4 cohesin loading complex. Gene Ontology annotation, biological process: brain development; replication-born double-strand break repair via sister chromatid exchange; regulation of gene expression. The coding region runs from base 534 to 2057 and encodes 507 amino acids. The record is from RefSeq and is a predicted model, not a curated record. NCBI's taxonomy places the organism in Eukaryota, Metazoa, Chordata, Aves, Apodiformes, Trochilidae.